Cokeromyces recurvatus is the source of this 1100-nucleotide messenger RNA. RefSeq lists its product as uncharacterized. The coding region runs from base 419 to 1027 and encodes 202 amino acids. The record is from RefSeq and is a predicted model, not a curated record. NCBI's taxonomy places the organism in Eukaryota, Fungi, Mucoromycota, Mucoromycetes, Mucorales, Mucoraceae. The transcript has 5 exons.
UGAUUUUUUAAUAAAACAGACAAGUUAAUUAUACACGUACAUAUAUGCAAUGAGUUCUAACAAUAAUAAUGAACAGCACAAGUAAUCCAGUAGUUUAACAAAAAAAAAAAAAAAAAAAAAAGUGUCAAAUUUUAAUUAUUUUUUUUUUCUUUAGGAAUAAGGAUGAUCUUAUGGAAGUAAUAGGCUCAACAGUUUUGGGUGUUCAAAGCUCAUUUGGCUCUGUAUAUGACGUACAUAUUUGAACACAUUUAAAAAAGGAAGAACAUACACCUUCUAAUUUAUAAGUAUCAAAGUCUUUAGAAAAAAGCUUAAAACAGAAUUUACAAAUGAGUCAAAGCAUGAUUCACAUGAUUGAAGAGAUUUAUAAAGCGAAUAUUAAAAUUGUUCAUUGAAACCAGCAGGAAAUGGUAAUAUUCAUAUGACUUUAACGAUAAAUAACAGAACAAAGCUUCCUGUAACAUCUAUGGUUGGAUUAUUAAAAUUUGAGACAAAAGAAGAAGUUAAUUUAACUUAUUUUGAUUCAUAUCAAAAAAGUGAAAAUAAUUCAAAUCAACAACUCCCAAAUAUUUUUGAAUCAUUGUGUGAUUUGACUCCACAAACACAAUAUGUACAAGAAAUUGAAAUAAAAUUAAAGCAUGUAGUUCAAUGCAAUGGCAUUUUUACUUUACAUUUUCAAAAUCCAGUUGAUAAAAGACAAAUUGAAUUAAAACAUUCUUUUGGAUUAUACUUAAUUGAUCAGUUCAAAAAAGAAAUCGUAAAUAAUAAUGUGAAACUAGAUCUAGAAAUUAUAGAUCAGCUCUGCUAUCCGGUUGCAUUUUUACGUGAAAUAAUGGAGAUACAUCCUAUAAAGGGUAUAGAAGUUGAUAUGUGUAUACAGUUAAUCGCUUCAAAUAUACAAAUAAUAUGUAGAAUUAUAAAUAUUGCUGAUGAUUAUAAUACAGUUGAAGUUGAGUUUUCUAGUAAUUCGAAGGAAUUAACAGCAAAAUUGAUCAUGGAAUUAAACAUGCUUUGUAGUUCAUCACUUUAAAUAUAACAAGCUAAGGUUAAAAAAUUCAUAAAACUGUAGAAGGGUCUUGAUUGCUUAAUGUAAUUGUUUUAUU